AACAGCAGCACUCCAGUCCAUACUAGCUAGUUACAAUGGAUCAUGGGUCAUUGUUCUUCUUACUGUUAGUGCUACUGACAGUUCCUACUGAAGGAUCUUAUUGUAUGACUACUGACUGUCCUAAUACUGGAUCAGGUGGACUAUCACUGUAUCUAAGAGUAUGCUGUGUUGUUAGUAACUUAGGACAGUCUGUUUCUAUGAGAGGAUCUGGUACUUAUAAACAUUUGCAUAUUAUCUGUCCUAAAGUACGGCCAAAGUCAUGCCCAGCUAUCAGUGACUGUAAGAGCUUGUUUGAGGAUGGUAAAAAUGUGAGUGGUGUUUAUACUGUUAAUCCUGAUGGGGCUCCAUUUGAAGUAUACUGUGAUAUGGAGACUGAUGGUGGUGGAUGGACUGUAUUUCAGAGGAGACAAGAUGGAUCUGUUUAUUUCUAUAGGAACUGGACUAACUACAAAAAUGGAUUUGGCAACUUUACUGGUGAGUUUUGGUUAGGAUUGAGCAAGAUUCAUCGACUAACUAAAGAAGGAUCAGACACACUAAGAGUGGACCUGGAAGACUUUGAUGGGAACACAGCUUAUGCUAAAUUCUCCACAUUCAGUAUUGGUGAUGAAAGUACUGAUUAUACACUAACAGCAGAAGGAUACUCUGGUACCGCUGGGAAUAGUCUGUUCUGGCAUAAUGGAAGGAGGUUCAGUACAUAUGAUAAUGAUAAUGAUCUUUCAUCAAGUAACUGUGCUCAGAGGAAAAGUGGUGCCUGGUGGUAUUGGGAUUGUGAGCGUGCAAAUCUUAAUGGCCUUUAUUAUACUACUCAAGUGAAUAGUGGUAAAGCCAUCACUUGGCAGCAUUGGAGAGGGUACAAUAGCCUCAAGUUCUCAGAGAUGAAAACCCGUCGUAACAAUUAAAUACUGUCCCCCUCCCAAACACAUAAGUGUUUUUACAU
This is a messenger RNA of Amphimedon queenslandica, 937 nucleotides long. RefSeq names its product microfibril-associated glycoprotein 4-like. The coding region runs from base 36 to 899 and encodes 287 amino acids. NCBI's taxonomy places the organism in Eukaryota, Metazoa, Porifera, Demospongiae, Haplosclerida, Niphatidae. The transcript is spliced from 4 exons. The record is from RefSeq and is a predicted model, not a curated record.